Molecule: messenger RNA, 1992 nt
Organism: Octopus bimaculoides (California two-spot octopus)
Lineage: Eukaryota; Metazoa; Mollusca; Cephalopoda; Octopoda; Octopodidae
Biological process (GO): endoplasmic reticulum to Golgi vesicle-mediated transport; protein secretion; vesicle cargo loading
Cellular component (GO): endoplasmic reticulum exit site; endoplasmic reticulum membrane
Molecular function (GO): protein binding
Source: RefSeq, a predicted model, not a curated record
CUUAUGAAGUAAAUGCAAAAACUGAAGAGAUCACUACACUACAGUCACAAGUACAAACAAUGUCAGAUCAAAUCCAACACUUGGAGGACCGUAAAGAACAACUCAUACAAGAGGUUGAAGGUUGGGAUGAGAAAUAUCGUGAGCUAUCUGACAGUUGUGAACAAUCAAAUGCUGACUAUUCAGAAAUGCAGGAGAGGCUGGCAUUCAAAGAAAAUGAGCUUGAGCAAAUGAAGUCCUGUUUUCUGCAGCUGAAGUGCCUCGAGGAUGACUGUAGCAACAGUGAAGAGACAAGAGGUGAUCACAAUCUUGUGCAACAAAAGAUACAACAAAUGUUGGAUGUUUCUGAGAUGAAUGCAAUGUUAAAACAGUCCGAUGAUGAACGUGAUCAGUUGAAACACCGGUUGGAGAUUGAAGCUGAGAGCCGAGUAGAACUUGAAGAUAAAAUUGCUACGUUAGAGCGUGACAUUGAAACCAUUCAAGCAGACAAAGCAAAAGUUGUUCGUCAGAACCAUGAGCUCACAGUAUUGACUUCAUAUCUGAAAGAGAAAGAGCUUCAAUUUCAAAGAGCUUUGGGUGAACAGGAAGUCCUCAAAAACCAGAACAUUACCAAAUUAGGAAGUGCUGAGGAACGAGUCAAGACAAUUGAGGAUGAACUAAGUAAUUACAUACAACAAAAUGAAGAUUUGAAACGAGAAAUCCUCAAAGCUGAGCGAGAUUUUCGUGCACAGAUUGCAGCAAAUGAAAAGAAAGCUCAUGAGAAUUGGCUGGCCACCCGCUGUGCGGAACGUGAAUUAAAAGAAUCAAAGCAUGAAUGUGCUGUAUUACGCCAAAAGUUAACAGAGCUUGAGCGACGAUCGGGUCCAGUUCCAGUCCCUCUCAUCCGGCCAUUAGCUACACGGAAUGUUAUGCCAGCUGGUCUUAUCAAUGGUCCACCUCCAUUGAUGGAAGGUGAACUCCACCGAAUACCGCUGUCAACACCUCCUGGUGAAGUGCCACAUGGAAGAAGUCCACAUUUAGCUGCUGGUAUUCCUGGAAAUGUAAGGGACGACAUUGGAUUAGAAGGACCUGGUGGUAGCAGCUCGUCAGGACACCGUCCAGACUCUCGGUCAAAGGCCCACCACAUAAGGUCACCUGUGCCUCCACACCCACAUCACCGUGGUGGUCCACCACCUCCUAGAUUGCGUGGUGGGCCUCCACCUCCACAUCCAUCUCCAAUGAUGUCUGCAAAGGGUCACGGUCCCAAUUCUGGUCCAUUAAAGAAGGGCAUGCCUCAACCACUCCCACCACCAGGGGAUGCCAUGUUUGGUCCACCACCACCACCACCAGGGGGCAGCAGUACGGAUUCACAUCGAAGGUCACCGAUGUCCAAUAAAACUCCCCCACCCCCACCACCAGGAACUCUUCCGCCUCCACCUCAUCACCUUCAUCAUUUGCAUCAUCGGCCACCACCUCCGAGGAUGCCAGGUGAAGGCAGGCCACCACCUCCAAUGAAUGUUGCUCAUGGUCACAGAGUCCCAGUACCGUACAAUUGCCCUCCAAGACCAACAGCUUCACAACAAAGUGACUCUCUUCCACAGAGUCGAGGGGAGAAGAUGCCUCCUAGACAACAUAGUCAAGUUUAAGUCCAGGAUAUAUUUAACAUGGAGUCAAUGUGCUGUUAAUUUGUCUUUGGAGAUAGUUUAAUAUAUGAUUACAUAUAUAUUUUUAAAUGUGUGUGUAUGGUUGUUUGUGUGUGUAUGUUUGUAUGUUGGCAUGCAUAUAAAUUUAUGUGCAUGUAUGUGUUUAUAUGUGUGUGUUUAUACAUACAUAAAUAUAAAUAUAUAAGUCAGUAAAUAGUGGGGUUGUGUUAACCGCACAUGGAGAAAUAAUAGGAAAAUGAAAAAUAAUAAUAAGGCAGAAUGCUAAACUGAAAGCAUAUUUUAAUAUAGAUGUGUAAAAAGGAUUUCUAACUGGCUUUCAUUGCAUGGCAAAUUUUCAAGAAGAGGGAGAAUG